GCGCGUUCUGGAAGAGGGUAUCCUCGGCUUGCGUCUCCGUCCGUCAGACUGUCAUACGGCUGUAUCGCGGCUAGGCUUUACAACAACAGAGCUGUCACCGCUGUUGUGCUGAAGCCCCCCCAAAAAACAAUCGCAAUGGCAACGGAACUUUUCGAAAAACAGAAGACCAUAGAUCUCAGGAAGAAGCACAUAGGGCCGUCCUGUAAGGUCUUUUUUAGCCAUGAUCCAAUCAAAAUUGUACGAGCCCGGGGUCAGUACAUGUAUAACGAGAAGGACGAGAAAUACCUGGACUGCAUUAACAAUGUGGCGCACGUGGGCCAUAGCCACCCAGCCGUGGUGAGCGCCGGGUUCAAGCAGAUGGAGCUGCUCAACACCAACUCGCGCUUCCUGCACGACAACCUGGUGCAGUACGCCCAGAGACUGCAGGCCACACUGCCCGACAAGCUCUGCGUCUGCUACUUCGUCAACUCAGGGUCAGAGGCCAAUGACCUGGCCUUGCGAAUGGCCUGGCAGUAUACUGGACACAAGGACAUCAUCACGCUGGACAAUGCGUACCACGGUCACGUGUCGUCCCUGAUCGAGAUCAGCCCUUACAAGUACAAGCAGCUGGCAGACAAGGAGCAGAACCCUCACGUGCACGUGGCUCUGAGUCCAGAUGUGUAUCGGGGGAAGUACAGGGAAGACCACCCAGAUCCAGCCACUGCGUACGCAGAUAACGUCAAAGACAUCAUUGACAAAGCCCACAGCAAGGAACACAAGAUCGCUGCGUUUAUCGCCGAGUCCCUGCAGAGCUGCGGAGGACAGGUCAUUCCCCCUGCCGGCUACUUCCAGAAAGUGGCACAGCACGUGCGGAAGGCCGGGGGCAUCUUCAUCGCUGACGAGGUGCAGGUGGGCUUCGGGCGUGUGGGCACACACUUCUGGGCCUUCCAGCUGCAGGGCGAUGACUUUGUGCCCGACAUCGUCACCAUGGGCAAGCCCAUUGGCAACGGGCACCCCAUGUCCUGCGUCGUCACCACCAGAGAAGUGGCGGAGGGCUUCACCAGCUCAGGGAUGGAGUACUUCAACACCUUCGGGGGCAACCCGGUGUCCUGUGCCAUCGGCAUGGCGGUGCUGGACGUGAUCGAGCAGGAGCACCUGCAGGCCCACGCGCUGGACGUGGGCACCUACCUCACCGAGCUGCUGGAGCAGCACAAGCACAAGCACCCGCUCAUCGGAGACAUACGGGGGCGUGGCCUGUUUGUUGGGGUGGAGCUCGUCAAGGACAGAGCAAAGAGGACACCCGCUACAGCUGAAGCACAAGAUGUCAUCUACAGGCUGAAGGAGCAACGGAUUCUCUUGAGUGCCGACGGUCCGCACCGGAAUGUUCUGAAGUUCAAACCGCCCAUGUGUUUCUCCAAAGAGGACGCAGAUCUUGCCGUGGAGAAGAUCGACCAGAUCCUCACAGAGCUUGAGACGGCGCUGGGGAUGAGUCUGUCCGGCACAGCUGUGUCUGAGAACGGGAGCGGCAAGAGGAAGGUGACCGGCGAGGAGAAUGGACACCACGCACACGCAAACGGGAAAGGCCACCACAGCCAGCCCCCCACCGCCAGGUCCACCAAGAGAAUAAGAACAUGAGGAGGAGGAAGAGGAGGAGGAGGAGGAGGAGAAUGAGGAGGAGGGGAUGCCUGACUAAGUUCAGUGCUGUUGAGGGGUGUGUUGUUUCCAAAAAGUGAUUUUGUGCAGAGAUCGCGAUAGCAAAGAGACGGAGUGAUGAGUUAAUAAUUACACUGCAGUGCUUUUUGGGACACACACACACACUUCGGUUCAACACACAAGAAGGUGUGUCAGAGAAGCCAGUGUGUUUGCGUUGAUAGGACUUAAUUCCAGCCAAUUUUUGUAUCGAUGUUGCUACUCUUCCAUGUUUUAGUGGAGAUUUGAGGUGCUUGAAUUGUGAAAAAAAAUGAAAUGUAUUCCAUAUCCCUUUAAUAAUAAUGCUUUAUUCUUUAUGAUUUUAUUUUUUUCAAUUUCUCUGUCUUUUAUCGUCAUGCUCCUGUAGAAUAGUUUUCUCUUAAAUUGUGGUUUGGGCGGAAUCCAUCCCAUCAUCGUAUCGAGGGGUGAGAACCAGAGGGGCUUAAAGUGACAUUUUGACGAAAUUGAGAUACUUACAGUACAUGAAAUGAUGAUGCUCCAAGCCCCCGAUAUGUUAUAUCAUCUCCACACAUAAAACCCAUCAUAACAUUCAGUCACAGAAACUCCUGGGCGGGUUGAAAAAACGUUAUAGAGGUGUUAGUGCUGAACCUACAGUAGAUCAGCCGCUUACAGUACCUCUUCUGCUGCCCUCCUAGAGAGGCUAAGACAUUACAGACCUUGGAACCUGUAAACCCCAGACAGGAGACGCUUAGGUGGAGACAGGUAACAGGUGUUAUAUGAGACCGACUCUAGAGUGUGUGUGUGUGUGUGUGUGUGUGUGUGUGUGUGUGUGUGUGUGUGUGUGUGUGUGUGUGUGUGUGUGUGUGUGUGUGUAGGGAAGAUAAGACUGCUUGAGAAUGCAUGUGUUACCCUUCAGCUAAUACCGUGUAUACAGUUUCCGAUGCUGUCCUUAACGGCCUGUGUGCCUGACUGCCUUUUCCUGUAUUUCCCCUGUUCAAUACCACAGUAAAUCCUGCCUGUCAGAACAAAAUAAACCUGCACGAUCUCAAA
Sardina pilchardus (European sardine) is the source of this 2679-nucleotide messenger RNA. RefSeq names its product ethanolamine-phosphate phospho-lyase (gene etnppl). The record is from RefSeq and is a predicted model, not a curated record. The transcript has 13 exons. Lineage: Eukaryota; Metazoa; Chordata; Actinopteri; Clupeiformes; Clupeidae. The coding region runs from base 136 to 1614 and encodes 492 amino acids. Gene Ontology annotation, molecular function: pyridoxal phosphate binding; transaminase activity; ethanolamine-phosphate phospho-lyase activity.